Messenger RNA from Salvelinus fontinalis (brook trout), 4231 nucleotides. RefSeq names its product hepatocyte growth factor-like protein. The record is from RefSeq and is a predicted model, not a curated record. The transcript is spliced from 18 exons. Gene Ontology annotation, biological process: proteolysis; regulation of receptor signaling pathway via JAK-STAT. Gene Ontology annotation, molecular function: serine-type endopeptidase activity; receptor tyrosine kinase binding. The coding region runs from base 213 to 2351 and encodes 712 amino acids. NCBI's taxonomy places the organism in Eukaryota, Metazoa, Chordata, Actinopteri, Salmoniformes, Salmonidae.
UCAUUAUUCACACUGAUUUCGUAACUUUGGAUUUUCCUGUCCAGUAAACACCACAAUAUAUUGUUUUUAUCGGCUUCUUAAUUUUUCGCCGUGUUCUACCCUAAUCAAUUUCGUUGAAACACGACAACCAGAGCCUAGAGGAACUCCAGAACUGACAAAAAAAUCCUCGUAUCUGCUUCCAUUCAGCACUGCUCUCAUUCUUUACUUUAGCCAUGCAACUCAUUAUUUCCUGUGUUUUCCUGGCAUUUUGGAGGGGAUUGGUCAUAGGGUCCCGCUGCCCUCUGAAUGACUUCCAGCGUUCCGAGGGAAGGGAACUGGUUCCUACCUCCUGGAACUCUGCACGGGUGCUGAUACUCCCAGGGCUGACGCUGGAUGACUGUGCCAGACGAUGCUCAAAUACACUGGACUGCAGAGCCUUCAACUACGAGACGCGUCCCUCCAUCACCUGUAAACAGCUGCCAUGGGUGGAGGAUGGCAGCAACGCAGAGGUCAAGAGGAACGUCAACUGUGACCUUUAUGAGAAGAAGGUCUACGUUAGAAAGUGCAUUGUGGGUAAAGGAGAAGACUAUCGAGGCAAGGUGUUCAUGACAAAAAGUGGCCAUACUUGCCAACAGUGGUGGUCAAAGUUCCCACACGAUCACAGAUGGACACCCACAGCCACUAAUGGCUUGGAGCUGAACUACUGCAGGAACCCAGAUGGGGACCGCAUCGGGCCGUGGUGCUACACCACUGAUCCAGAACGGCGUUAUGAGACCUGCAAUAUCCCCCACUGCAAAGAUGAGGUGUGUAUCACAUGUAAUGGGGAAGACUACAGGGGUCAGGUUGACCACACAGUGAGUGGCAGAGAGUGCCAACGUUGGGACCAGCAGUACCCACACCAACACAUCUACCAGCCUGAGAAGUAUCCAGAUAAGAGCUUGGAUGAUGACUACUGCCGUAACCCAGACGCCUCCCCUGUUCCCUGGUGCUACACCACAGACCCUGAUAUGGAGAGAGAGCGCUGCGAGAUCAGCAAGUGCUCUGUGGUUACAAAGAGACGCCUCCGGUCCAGCUACACCACAAACUGUUUCCGUGGUCGCGGGGAGGAUUACCGCGGUAAAGUAAACGAGACGACCGGCGGUAUCGCCUGUCAGCGUUGGGACGCCCAGUACCCGCAUGAGCACCCCUUCUACCCAAACACCUACGAAUGCAAGGGCUUGGAGGAGAACUACUGUCGUAACCCAGAUGGAUCCGAGGCGCCCUGGUGCUUCACGUCUGUGCCUGAGAUGAGGACGGCUCUUUGUUUACAGAUCAAACGCUGUGCAGACGACAUUGAAGCUGAGGAUUGCUACCAUGAAAAUGGUAAAAACUACAGGGGUGUAGUCCGUAAGACGCGUAAGGGUAUCAUCUGUCAGAAGUGGAGUGUCAACAUGCCUCACAAAACAAAGAUAAACCCAGGGACCCACCCUGAUGCCAACCUGACAGAGAACUACUGCCGGAACCCAGAUGGGGACCAGCACGGACCCUGGUGCUACACUACUGACCCCAAAACAGAGUUUGACUACUGUGCCAUCAAGCAAUGUGCUGGGGAGAAAGUGUCCAUCAUUGAGCCAUCAGAGAUUGUGGAGUUUAAUGAGUGUGGAAAGAGAGAGGAUCGUUUGGCCAAGAGCCCAAUACUGCGUAUUGUUGGUGGGCUUCCUGGAAACUCUCCCUGGACAGUCAGUCUCAGAGACAGGAAAGGAAACCAUUUCUGUGGAGGCUCCCUGGUUAGCGCCAAAUGGGUGAUCAGUACUAAGCAGUGUUUCUCCUCUUGCUAUGUUGACCUUCCGGGGUACUCGGCCAUGAUGGGGACAUUGUUUCGUAACCCCAUAGUAGGAGAGCCAGACCGACAGACUAUCCCUCUCACCAAGAUCGUCUGUGGACCCUCUGAGUCCCAGCUGGUCAUGCUACAACUGGAAUACCAUGCCCAGUUUAACGAGCGUGUGUCUCAGAUAUGCCUGCCCCCUGAACGCUACAUAGUUCCAGAAGGAACCCUCUGUGAGAUCGCAGGCUGGGGGGAAACUCAAGGCACUUCUACAGAUGACUCUGUGCUCAAUGUGGCUCAAAUACCCGUUCUAAGCAACAAGGAUUGUAACAACUACUUCCGGGGUCGUGUUCGGGAGAACGAGAUGUGCACCAACUCCUUCCAGGGUGGGGUGGGUGCCUGUGAGAGAGAUUAUGGGGGCCCUCUGGCCUGUCAGAACAGUGACUGCUGGGUGCUUGAGGGAGUGAUCAUCCCCAUGAGGCGCUGUGGACACCCAGGCCAGCCUAACAUCUUCAUCCGUGUCUCUGUCUAUGUGGACUGGAUUAAGAAGGUCAUGGAGAUGGCUUAGCCACAAAUACAUGAUGUCACCAAGCAGUGACUGGCUCUAUGUUCUACUGGACUGCAAUACAUUUAUCCACUUUCACCCCCCUACCCAUAGCUCACAAUCCAUGACCACCUAAUUGUGAUCCGUGACCGUCUACAUACAAUUAGUUAAUAUACACUUGAGUAUAUCAGAUAUUAGGAACAGUAUUGAUUUGCCCUCAGAAAAGUCUCAAUCCUUCGGGGCAUGGACUCUACAAGGUGUCGAAAGCAUUCGACAGGGAUGUUGGUUGACAGCAGUACUUCCCACAGUUAUGUCAAGUUGGCUGGAUGUCCUUUGGGUGGUGGACCAUUCUUGAUACACACAGGAAACUGUUGACCGUGAAAAACACAAACCGAUGCACACGGCACCUACUACCAUACCCUGUUCAAAGGCACAUAAAUAUUUAUUCUUGCCCAUUCCCCCACUGAAUGGUACAUAAACACAAUCCAUGUUGCAGUUGUCUCAAGGCUUAAAAAUCCUUCUUUAGCCUCUGUCCUCCCCUUUGUCUACACUGGUUGAAGUGUAUUUAACAAGUGACAUCAAUAAGGGAUCAUAGCUUUCACUUGGAUUCACCUGGUUAGUCUAUGUCAUGGAAAUAGCAGGUGUUCUUAAUUGUUUGUACACUCGGUGUAUAAUGUUGUGUGUUAUUCUACAAUCUUAUGACAACAAUAUAAGAUAAAAAUAACAAUGUUUUCCCUUGUCUUCUGUCUACGUGUGAUCAAAAACAAUAUUAGGCAUUUUGAUCUGAACAAAAUAACUAUAAUCUUGUGGUGAUUACAUUACAUAUUGAACCUUGGCACUGACUUCAGGAUGUGCUUGUGAAGGACAUGCCUCCUUAACCUCAUGCUUCUCAACAGCGUUCCCACACCCUUCACUAAAACUGCUGACUACCAACCCCUCCACCCCCCCACCCACCCCCCUUCCAGUAUCCGAUGGAGCUCCAAAAUACCAAAAUAUCCAGCCUCUAAAGAAAUCCCUCAUCUGCCUUUUUUUAUGCCUGCCCGCACCUCUAAAGACAUGCCUUUGUGCCUCAUGCAGAAUAGUAUGCGUUGCACAUUCUUUCUGGUUCUAUAGGAGGAGUUUUGUAACUCGGUCCUGAUGAGCCCACGGAAUUCAGAUUAAAUACACCUCAAGAUCAGAGUCCAGCGGAAUCUCACACACCAGCCUGCAGAGGGGCAGUGAACUAACUCUCUCCCUGUCUCUCGCUCUUGCAGUCUCUCCCUCUCUCUAACACUCACUCAAACACACACACACACACUUUAGCACAUUCUUAUUAUUAUACACAGACAAAUAUAGAUACUCGCAUAUCCACAUACAGUAUUCACAAAUACACACGUACUCAUUUACACAUAGAACCAAGAUAAUUAAACAGACUUUGUGCACUCUGAUUCAACAAAUAAGUUUAGCAAAUGACUGCUGAUUUUACUGGCUUCGGUCAGUUUCAGUGGCAGUUUGGCAGUUCAUGCUGCUCACUUUCGUGAAAUUAUGUUUAUAAUAGAUGACUAAUCAAAUACUUAUAUGACUUAUAGUUCUCAUUUAUACUGCAGAUAGUUGACUAAAUUGUUUAUAAAUGAGUAACAAAGGAACUCAAAAAAUCUCAAGUCAUGCCCUCUUCUGACUAUAUUUUAGGUUAAAGCAUUUUAUUCCAUGUGGCAGAGAACUUGUAAUUUCAAUUGAUCUUAUCAAUAUGAAUAUAUCACCUUGUUUUGAGCAAGCUGACUCAUUUGGCUAACAUGCCUUUUUAGGUCAUAUGGGGUUUUCUUUUCUGUAAAUUAGUUUUCUUUUCAUAACUGUUUGAGUAAUUCAUUGUUAUUCUCAAUAACCCAUACCUGUAUACGUGUAGCCUAUAAAGCAUUUUCAUUAUG